AAAACAGAACGUCGGCAGUGACACUCUACUACCUACCUAGCCUACUACCUAAACCUCUUCCCCAAAAUGGCCCAGUUCCCUUCGCUUGAUCUGUUGACCGAAGUGGACGAGCUGGCCAUGUGCGCUGAGGGUAAGGGCGUUGAAAAUAGCUUCCAUUUCCUUUUCCAUGACGAUUCACUAGACUGUAGCCUGAGCGAUCGCCCAGCCACAGAUGGUAUGUUUUUGGAUGAUUCAAUGUUGGCUGUGGAUUCUAGCAGUAAUGUCCUGCUGGGCGAUCCUCUUUUCAAUUUGUCUGAUCCAAAUGAAUUGCACUUUCUGCAGCCACCCAAUCUUGGUUCCAACCCUGAGACUCUCAUCCCAGUUUCCCUUCCAGCGGACUCGACGACCACCACCACCGACCCCACCACCACCACCAGCCAGCUCGCAGGAAGCCAGCCGGAAGAGGAAGAAGAAGACCCACUAGAACUCGACCCCCCAAACUCACGGCAUGACGUAAGCAAAGCCACCCCUGAAUCGGACCACUCGACUUACGUCACAAGCAACGGUUCUGAAGGUGGGCGUUCGGGUACUGUGCGGAUCAUAGUCAACACGAGUGCCAAUUCGCCCGAUGAAAUGGUCGCCCCAGCAAUAUUGCCAAACCCAUCUCACAACUUGGUGAAAAUCCCCAAGGGUAGCCUAUGUUCGCAGGCGAUUAGAGUGAAACGUACUGUAUCUUCUGGUGGAAGAAAUGACGCUGCGAAAGCUGAGCAGUUGGUGCGACCCAGGGCCAGGGCCCACCCAUGUAAUCGACAGCAGAGAGUUGUCGGUAGUGUACGCAAAAUCUCCGAGACCACGUCUGAGUCAGGGGAUGCUUUGCUGCCAAGAUCGCCAGUUUCAAGUGAAUCCCUCGCUAUGGACAGUUCACCGUUUUGGUCCCUGCGAUCUAGGCGCCCAUCUGUGUCGUCUGUUGCGUCAGAGUCGGGGACGAAACGAAAGGCUUACGAGCUUGAGCCCUUGAGUGAUCCGCAAAUGGAACGUUGUAGGAAAAACGCCUUGAACGCUAAGAAAAACCGGGAAAUGAAAAAGGCUCAUGUGACUCAUUUGGAACGCAAGGUGUUGGAUGUCAGUCGAGAAAGGGACCAGCUGGCUGGUGAAAAUGAGAGUCUCAGGGAGGCCAAUGUCAGGCUAGAAGAACAAGUGAAGCAUCUUCGUAAUCUGCUCGAGAAUCAGUCGCCGUUGGCUGCGUUAAUUGGUAAAUUAUCACCGGCGAGUGUUGUCCUUGGUGAGGCGCCCACCGGUGAAGACGACGAUAAAAUUAUAUCUAGUGCCAGCGGGAGGUAACUACAAGCGCAGGCGGCAUCUGACACACGGCAAAGGUGGGAUGGGCUUCUCUGAUCCAGAAACUGGACAGGGACCCAUCCCAACCACACCGUUUAAGCCUCCUGCUACCUGUCUCCUCCCUCUGUGCUACUUCGCUGGCCGCAGUUCCAGAUCUCAGCUAAAGUUAAGUAUCAUAGGUGAGUCCUCUAUUUAGCCAUGCAAGUGACUUAGACAAUUUAUAUUACUAAAUUUUUGCUAGUAAAAAUAAUCAAGCUUAAUUAUACUUUGUCACAGUUAUUGUAUACCAGUUUAGUCAGUGUGAAUGUUUUAGUAUAAUUUGAAUUUGAUUUUCUGAAAUCUAGCAUCCCUUUUAUCUCCCUGACAGUGGUUACUACGCUGUUCAUCAUGUUCUUUGGUAAAUGCUAGAUGAAACCAAAAUGUAAAAUACUUUUUUGUAUACUUCUUAGUUGUGUUACAAGUGUUAUUGUUUUUAUCAUUUGAGUCAGGUUUCUAAGGCUGCAGAACUGCUAAUAUGGAAGUCCAGGGUUACUGAAAAAGUUUAACUACAGUAGCCUUUAUAGAGUUAAGGAGAUUCCAGAGGUUUUGACGGGAUGUCACCAAAAUGGUAUAUACAGUUGAAUAUUAAUAUUUGUCAAUGGUGUAGUGUAGAGUUUCAGGAUAACUUGAGUUUGUUUCUGUGAUACAGUAUGUUGUACUGUAUAUAUCUGACCUUUUUGUCUGUUACGUUACCUUGUGAGAGUAAAACAUUCAUAAUUUGAUGGAACUCGCAGUGAAGUGUGUAAUAACACGAUAGGGUAUCAGUGCUUAUGUGUUAACUGGUUUGAAAGUUACAAGUCUGCAGUGUUUGUCUUCCUAAGAAAAUUAUUUUAAAAAAGGCUAUCUGCAACAGAGCCAAAAAUUUAUUAGAACCAUGCAAGUGUUUAUGUGCACCCACAAUUUUCAUUAUUUAAAAAUUGCAUUUUUUAAUUCGAGGGAUUCUUGAGAAGACAGGAUUGUUUUGUGUGAAUUUAUAAAUUCAUAUAUUUUCAGCUGAAAAUUUGGGAGUUGGUUAUGCUCAAAUCCUGUUUGGUGUGGGUAUUGAUUUCUUCUAGACAAUUCAUGUAAGAAUUGAAAUGCUGUGCAUUGCUUUCUUUAUAAACUGUUUAAGAGACCCAAAUUUAGUUAGAUACUUGUACUUCAGGUUGUCAUUGCAUUGAUAUUACAUUUCUGAGGGUUUGUUGAACCAAAAUUAUUUUUGUGAAGCCAUUAUGCAAGGUCCUUAAUUUCUAUUCUUACAUGCUAUUGGUUUCUCAAAUUUUGAGGUGGUACCUUCAUUUAUAUAGUAUUUAAAGGUGCUCUUUGUGCAAUAUUAUUUUUCUCUGAUGAAACUAUAUAUAUCAGAAAAGGCAUUUCAGUCAUUUUUAGUGGGAAAUGUUUGCAUUUAUUAUGAAUUGUCAAAACCCAUGGUAUACACAAUAGGUGGAACUAUAAAGGCAUGUACAAUACCAUAUUUUUAGAGUUAGAGGUAUACUGUAAUGUCAGGUAGGUGAAGGAAAGGUAGUUAGCAGUUCUGUGGCAGUUAGGAGAAAACAACUACAGUACAAGUGUUGAGAACAAACCACAGUACUUGUACUGUAGUUUUUAAGUUCCAUUUCAGGGAGAUAAAAGCAACCCAAGAAGUUGUUUACAUGGCUAAGUGGUGCUCCACUCAGUUUGGGUAUUCUCCCCAUAUAAGUACAGUUUUCAGUAAUGAGUUAGAUUAUACGUAAACCUUGAACAUUUAUGUAGCAAAGAUAUAUAUGAGAGAUAUUAAUGUAUAUAUGUAUAUUUAUAUAUAUUUUUUAUAAUAAAUUUUACGAAAGGU
Molecule: messenger RNA, 3163 nt
Organism: Macrobrachium nipponense
Lineage: Eukaryota; Metazoa; Arthropoda; Malacostraca; Decapoda; Palaemonidae
Exons: 3
Coding region: 67-1320 (417 amino acids)
Biological process (GO): regulation of DNA-templated transcription
Molecular function (GO): DNA-binding transcription factor activity
Source: RefSeq, a predicted model, not a curated record